AUGGUGCAGUCGGUGUUCGGAGUUUGGGACUACGCCAUCAUGGCGGCCACCAUGGUGAUAUCAAUAGCUAUCGGUCUAUAUUUCCGAUUCAGUGGAGGAAAACAGGCUACCAAUGAGGAAUAUCUGCUGGCAGACCGCAACAUGUCAAUAUUACCAGUGGCCGUAUCUCUAAUGGCUUCAUUCAUGUCAGCCAUCACACUACUAGGGGUGUCGGCUGAGAACUAUUAUUACGGUAUGCAGUUCGUAGUAAUCAACAUUUCAUACGGAGUUGCCACCCCUAUCGCCAGCAGAUUGUACUUACCAGUCUUCUUUGGACUGCAAAAAACCAGUACUUAUGAAUACUUAGAGAUGCGAUUCGGUCCGCAUAUCAGAAUGUUGGCAUCCUUGACUUAUACUUUACAAAUGGUGCUUUAUAAUGGUAUAGUUUUAUAUGCUCCUGCUAUAGUACUUGAGGCUGUGACAGGGUUAGACAGACUGAUCUCUAUAUUAGUGGUAGGCUUAGUUUGUACGUUUUACUCAACUUUGGGAGGGAUGAAGGCAGUUCUUUUUACGGAUCUCCUCCAAUCAGCUCUCAUGUUCGGAGCUGUGUUCAGCGUCGUAGUGUUUGCUUCCAUACAAGUUGGAAGCUUCGGACAAAUAUUUGCCAUCGCGAAGGAAGGUGGACGACUUGAUUUUUCCAAUUUCAGUGUAAAUCCUACUGAGAGACACACUUGGUGGUCACUGAUUAUUGGAGGACUGGUGACUUAUCUGUCUUUGUAUGCUGUUAACCACACGCAGGUCCAACGGUUACAAACAGUGAACACAUUGGAGCGGUCCCAGAAAUGUUUGUGGUGGAGUUGGCCAGUUCUGAGCGUACUGAGUGUGGUCACCUGCAUCAGCGGUCUUGGUAUCUAUGCUGUUUACAAAGACUGCGAUCCUUUUAUUAGCCACAGUAUUACAGCGAUUGACCAGUUGAUGCCAUACUACGUGGUAGAUGCAAUGAAGAAUGUUCCCGGCUUGGCAGGACUCUUCGUAGCUGGCAUCUUUAGUGCCUCCCUCUCCACGAUCUCUGCAUCUUGCAACGCUUUAGCAGCUGUUACGUUACAUGACUACGUUGGCAGAUGGUGCAAAGUUCCUGCGUCCUACGCACCUUGGUUGACGAAGUUGGCAGCUUGUGGAUACGGUCUAGUGUUCCUAGCUCUGGCUUUCAUUGCUGAGUACCUUGGAGGAGUACUCCAGGCUGCCCUCACAAUCUUCGGAGCUGUUGGUGGCCCGUUGCUGGGAGUCUUCACCCUUGGAAUGUUCACUACGUACGCUAAUGAAAGGGCAGUGUCCGUAGCUCUACUAAGUGGAAUGGCAAUGACGCUUUGGAUAAGUUUCGGAGGUCCGCGACCUCCAGUUACCAAGCUACCUCUCAGUGUUGAAGGGUGUGGCUUCUUCAACGUCACGCAGGCGACUGUUGCACCCACCACCAAUCCCAGUGAUUACUUCUACCUCUACAGAAUAUCUUAUAUGUGGACCAGUCCGAUCGGUUUCAUCUGGGUGAUCGUGGUAGGGACGGCGAUAUCCCUAUUAUGGCGACAGAAACAGCCUUGGGAAAAGCAAGGCCGCUCACACCCGGACCCAGAACUAUUCACACCACCUUUAGCCAACAGGUUAAGGGCCAGACAUGAAGAGAAACCUGCAGUUCAGUGUAAACUGUUACAAUCGAACGGCGUUCAAGAUUAA
Spodoptera littoralis (African cotton leafworm) is the source of this 1707-nucleotide messenger RNA. The record is from the annotation of a GenBank genome assembly. NCBI's taxonomy places the organism in Eukaryota, Metazoa, Arthropoda, Insecta, Lepidoptera, Noctuidae.